Molecule: messenger RNA, 12327 nt
Organism: Plasmodium vivax (malaria parasite P. vivax)
Lineage: Eukaryota; Apicomplexa; Aconoidasida; Haemosporida; Plasmodiidae
Exons: 2
Coding region: 1-12327 (4108 amino acids)
Biological process (GO): dendrite development; regulation of microtubule depolymerization; microtubule cytoskeleton organization
Cellular component (GO): dendrite; microtubule associated complex; neuronal cell body
Molecular function (GO): microtubule binding; actin binding
Source: RefSeq, a predicted model, not a curated record
AUGGGAAAGACACUUGGGGGGCGAAGUUGCACGCCCUGGAAAAACGUAAAAACGUUAAAGAACUGUGACGCGGAUUUGCUAUUUUGUCACGACUUGACCAGAAGCAUCCAACACAAAUUCGUUUUCUUCGCACUGAACUUGCUCUGCGUGAGUAAGAAAUACGAACUGGUGUUUAUAACGUACGGCCAGUAUAUCUACGUGUACGAGUUGAAAAGCUUUCUGGAAAACAACAUAAACAUUAGCGUGGACGUUAACCCUAACGCUAGCGCUAACGCUAACGCUAACGUUGGUGUUGGUGUUGGGCAGAGGAAUGAAAAUGGCGGGGACGACGUCAUUGCCAAUUUCCACAAACAAGAAAUAAGCCACAAUGACAGCAGCUUUAAAAACAUAAAUAAAAUAAAGUACGUGCACGAUGAAGUGAAAAAUGAUUUGAAUUUGAAAGCGAUGAACAUCCCCGCACCGACCCUUAUCCUAUCCCCACACGUGUAUUCAAAAGGGUACGUAAAUAUUAAGUGCGAAGAAAGAGACAACUCAGAUAAGUGCAUUUUAAUAUCUGUGGGGUGGUCCGAAGAUACCAGUGUUUAUUAUGUAGAGAAAAUCGUCGAAUGUAUUAACAUAAAGAAGAAAUUAAAACACAUUUUAGAGAAAAAGCUGUUCGAUUUGAAGAGGUAUGAAGAAAAUGAGACGAAAGAAGCAAUCUAUUUUAAUGAUAGACAUUCUCCAUGUGCAGACCCGGUCUUCCCAACCUCCUUUAGUGACUCCUAUCGCCUCUUAAAUAAAAUAAAAAUUGACGAAAAUGAUUUCAUUCUAAGUUUAAUUCACAACAAUCAGGAUGCAAAUGGAUAUUCCAAAGAGCUGCUAGAAAUGUUUGAGUUGUCCAAAUGCAUCAACAGUUUCGAUCACAUAAAGAAUAAGGCCAAACAGAGGAGAGGCGCCCGUCUGUACAGAAUGCAGUUGGAAAAUGAGAGAAGAGCGAACAAGAGAAAAAAGCGCCUUAACGAUUGGGUGUUCAACCAGUGCGUAACCGCUAAUUUGAAGAAGCCCCUCUUAAAAACGAAGAAAAGAAACGUCUGCAAGAAGGGCUUCUAUAAAAAAUGCCUCUUCGAAAGGGAGGCCCUCGGAGGGGUAGCCGAAGCCGCACUAGCAGGUGAAUUGUGCAGGGGAGGCGCCCUAAAUGUGCACAAAAAGAACGCGUUCAAAAAGGGGCCGUACACAAUGAAAUACAGCUGUAUUUUGAGGUGCCCACGGGACGAACCCGCGGGAGAUCCGAAGAGCAAUAGUGUGCAAAAUGCAAACACACGCAGUAACACUAAUGGGAAGAAGAAAAGAUUUAAAAUUAGCGAAAUUUAUAGCAGCCUUGAGAGCGCGGAGGAGGACGCGUACGACACGGAGGACGGAAGGGAAGAUGGAGCACUGCACCGGAAUGAUAACCCCGAGAUGAGGAAAAAAAAAUUAGGAAAAAACUUUAAAAAAAAUCAUCAAGUUAAUUAUUUACUAGGCGAUGAUGCGAAGGAAAUUGAAGAACUCAACUUUUAUAAAAAAAUGAGGAACAGUGUGUACAUGGGUUACAACCAAAGAAAUAACCCCCUUGAACUGAAUGACCAAAAUGAAUAUAUUAACGCGAUUAGGGAAGAAAGCGAAUUUGUGAAUACGUAUAUUAAAUCAUCUAGUGAUGAGGAGUGCACAGCACAGUGGCCGUCUAAACUGAGACUGACCAAUUGUAGUAGGAAAGGAUGCGGACCCAAGUUUUACCGCCAUGGGGAUUUGCGCAUGACACUGAGGAGGGGUCUCCAUAUGGCCCAGCUGAUGGCGCAAAGGAAAAUCAAGCGGGUGGCAAAAAAUAAAAAAAGGGUUCGAGAUGACGAUAACACCGACACGCGCAGUUGCAGCAAUAGGGGAAGUUGUGAAGGGGGUGCACGAGGGAAGUUCUCGCCAAACGUACUUCACAGAGAGAGAGCCAAAAUAGGUAUUAAAAAAAAAAAAAAAAAAUAUCAUGGAGAUGCGAAAAAAGCGCAAAUAGAGCGAUUAAGGAGGAACAUCAAAAAUUAUAAUUUGCAUGUAGAGCGGUUGAAUAUCCUGAAGAAGGAAAGAAAGAAAUUUGUAAACUUCUGCAAAUUGUACAUAACACAUGUGCAUUACGAAGAGUACAGCAAUAAGCUAGAGAACUUCCUAGACCCUAGUGUCGACAUCAAGUACAAUAAAAUUUGGAAGCAGUUUAACAUCUUCAGCUUUAAUCUCUUUAAUGUAGAUUACAAUGAUAAAAUUUUGAAGUCCUCACAUAUAUACGUGCAGCCAGACAUCGUUUUUAACAACAAAACGUACAUUAAAUCGGAUACGUCUACGUGGGCCAUUUCGUUUAACUUCACGAAAAAUUUACUAGCCAUUGGAUCGAAUACGCACAAUAUAAAUAUUUACAAUUUGAAUAACUUUUACUAUUUUCGGAGGAGGUACGAUUAUGAUGAUGCUCUUAACUUCUUUAAGAAUGCAUUUGUGCACAGGAAGGUUAAGGUAAAUCGCUUGUUCGUCAACGAUGAUAAGGACCCCUUCUAUUUCGAUAGCACUGAUAGGGAGGACCAAUUGGCGGCGAACAGGAAGAGCAGGAAGAGCAGGAAGAGGAAAAAGGAGAGAAAAAGAAAGAAGAAAAGGGAGCGAGCGGGGAAAGGGGCAGACCAAGCGGAGAAGGGGGGGAAAAAAAAGAAAAAUAAUCGUUCCUCGCUUCACCACCACAGUAGGGAACAAAAUUGCGAUAAUGUCUUUUACAUGGAUCCUUAUGAGGAGAGCGAAGAAUCGUCCACCACGCUUAGCCCCAGUGAACAGGUAAACAGGAUGGGGGAAGAGCGCCACCAGCCAAAUGGUUGCCCCUCACCAAAAGUGAAGAAGAAGAGGAAGAAGAAAAAGAAGGAGAAAAAAAAAAAAAACGACUCAAUAAUUUUUCGUAAUGAAUAUUUUGACCAUAAGGAACGCACGAUCAGUGCAAUGCCCUGCGCAGACCUCUCCUGGGAGGAGGAAGCAGGACAAAAAAGAGGCAACAUAGCGAAUGGAGCAGAACCCAUUCGUUUUUAUUCCAGUGACAGUGCCCCCUUUGACCAGUGGAAAGACAAUUCCGUGUUGCAUUUGCACGAUGGUGAAGACACCAGUACAUGUGCCGCGGAUCAAGUGGGGAGGAAUAACAGUAGCCCAGAUGGGCAGAAUAAAGCCGAUCCAUAUAUCGCACCAACCCUCCACCAAGUGAAGGACGACCCCAUGAGGGGCAUCUUCCCAGUGAAGAACAGCAGUUACGUCACGAAGAUUAGCGUGCAAGACCAUUUUAAGGAGGCCAAUUUGCACAAAGCAAUUUCGUCCAUCCUGUACAGAAGGAGCUACAUUCCGAUUGACCUGGCCCAGUUUUUCCUCAACAGAAAGGAGAAUCUAAAAAAAAUGCUUCUCACUAUAUCUUACAAUUUCCCCAGCGAUGCAAUCAUUUUGUUUUUAAAGCAAGCUUCCAUCGGGGGGGAGAUCUACCACAUGAAGUGGAACAUUCAUUACAAUAUUGCCUUAACGGUUCAUAAGAUGAAGAAGUUAUAUGCCAAAAGAUUUGGCUCCAAGUACUGCCUCAAUUUGAAGUUGUUUCACCCCCAAAUGGUGAUAAUCAACAACAAUAGGUAUUUGAAAAACUGGUACAUCAAAUUUCUCCGCAGGAGCAUGCCCAGGGGGGGCGUGAGCGGGGCGGAAGCAUCCUGCAGAAUGGCGGCGCGCAGGAAGGAACGGAGAGCCAACUGGGCCAAGGGGGCCCACGGGGAGAAGCGGCACAGUUAUUUGGACUUUCUCAAGGGUGACCAACUGGGGGAAGGGCACCCAGGUGGGAAGCAACCAAAGGGAGAUCGACCAAAGGGAGAGCGGCCACUUGAAGGGCAGACCCCCCGGAGCGAAGACCUCGACGCGACCAAGACCGCUUCAGAAACGGACAGCACAUCCAGCGAGGAUGAACUCGGUGUGCACAACGUCAUUUACAGAAAAGUCAAAAGUUACAACAUGUCAAAGGUGGAAAGGAAUUAUGUGCUGUGCGAUCGGUGUAGCACCACCCAGCAAGGCGCAAAUGGUGGCCUCCACAACACAAAGGCUGAUGAGCAUAAUGAUAAAGUAAUAAAAUGCUAUAAGCACCUGUACAGCUACAAAAGGGCCAAUAACGUUUUAAAAAAUAUUAGCCGAAGGUUCAGACACUUCAUCAAAGAGAGACACAAUUUUAGCUUUUCCUACACGAAGCGUCUAUUUUCAAAUGAGCAUUCCAUCUUCGUGGUUUUAGAUAAAAGGAGGAACAAAGGGGAACUGCACUGCUAUGACCGCGUUUCGGGGAAAUAUGUGGACGAAUUGAAGAUGGUCGUGAAGAGCAUCCAGAGGCACUCGGCGCCGGGGUUGUUUUCAGAGGCCCGGGGGGGCGCUCGCGCGGGGGCAACGAAUGGAGCAGCCGAAGCAGUCGAAUCAGGCGAAGCGACCGAAGCUGCCAAACCGUUCAGCGGAGGGGAGGCCCCCGCGAGCGAACGCCCCGCGGAGGAGGAAGAGGAAAACCUCGACUUUUGCAGCAAAACGAUAUUAGUAGUAUGCGAGCUGAAGGACCACAAUAAUAACACGCUGGACGUUGUGCACCUGACGAACGACCCGAGAGAGAGCGGCCAGGAUUUUUUGCAGGGGGGGCAGCCAGGACCGGAAAAGGGAAACCGCAGUAAUUAUUACUCCGUGCGGUUUGAUGGAGGUGGCGCAGCGAGUGGCAAGAAGCAGAGAAUGCGAAGGAACGACCACCCGAGGAGUAGCAGCAGGAGUAGCGGAGGGAGUAGCAGUAGUGGCAGUGGAAGGGACAGCGGAAGGGGCAACAGGAGAGAAAGCGGACGAGGAAGCGGCCCCCCCUCCAGCAAUGCAGAAAAGACAGAAACGAAGAAAACGAAAAAAAAAAAAAAAAAAAAAAAAAGAUGCUUGAGAAGCAUUAUGGCAGGCAAAGCCCACAUGAACGGGAUUGUAAAUUACACCGUUGAGAUGGAAAUGGACAAUCUGUAUAGAAACAACCGCCCGAAAGACGAAAUGAAGAUGAAAAGUGUCAUGAAUAAUUUGCUACUCAAUUUGGAAGCCGAAUCGGGUUCGAACUCAUCCGAGUCAGCUAACAUCUCUGAAGGCAGCAUGCACAGUAGAGGCAUAAAUUUCCCUGCAUAUAUAAAUAACAACACAACUAGCCAAAGUACAAACAAUUUUAACCGAUUCAUUAACGAAGAUUUGUUAUCAACAGCUAGGAGUAGGCUCCUAGGGAAUGGAUACAAUUCAGAUGUUUCAAACAAUGGUCUUCUCGUUCGCGCAUUACACAAUUAUAGACUGGUGAGGAACAACUUUCUACACAACAUGAGGAAUAACAUGCGAAACAAUAGACCCAAUCGCCCCAGUCGACCAAAUCGACAUGGCGCUAGGAAUGUACCAAACGUGAGAGAUGACUUCAUGAAUGAGAACACGCAGAGAGUGGUAAACAACAUGGUGAAUGCUACGCAGAAUAUUUUGAACAUUAACAAUAGCAUUGGGAACAUCACUAGUAGACCUCCGCCCAUUGGAGGAAGGGGAGGUUAUUACUCCUCUAGGGCAACCCCACAACAGGCAUCUAACUUGCGCUAUAAUGAGCAUUUGCUCGAUUUAGACGGCCCACCUACAGUCGACCCAGCUGCGUUUUUAGCACCCCCGAAUGAGGAUAGCGAAUCUGGGGACAGACCCGAUUUGGAAGAUUCACAAUUGGAUAACGAAACAUCCUGGGGAAGCAUGCAUUUGCCAAGAUUGGACGUAGGGGAAACAAGAACAGAAGGGAGGGGCACACAAAUUAAUUCCUACGCGAGUAUAAUAAUUAGAAACCUGCUGGCAUCUAAUCCGGACAGAAUUGAGGCCACCCGAGAUGGUUGGAGGUUCCGAAUAAACACCAGCAAUCUCGAUAACAUCUAUUUGAUAUCCAGAGCAAGUGCAAAUGCAAAUAAUAGCUCUUCCUCCUCUGCACAUAAUAAUGCGGAUGGUAGUAGACGCUCCCGAAAUGCGAGGGAUGCCAGACAAGAAAAUGAACAUCUUUUCCUCAACAUGCUGUAUAACAACAUUUUAAAUAUGAGGGAGUCAAACAGGAACAGCUCUUCCUCGGUGGAUCACAACAUGGGGAAUUGGACUGCGAACGUGAUGAAUAAUUUGCAAAACGAUAUUCGAAAUAUAAAUCAAGAAUAUAAUUCUGGGAGAAAUUUGAGGAGCACAUUUUUUAAUCAACUAGAUUCCUUUACCGGCAAAAUAUCCCCCAUGACGUUAGACCUAAUGAACACCAAAAAAUUGGAAGGCGUAAAAAUGAAGGGAAAACAAGGAGCCAUGCAGUGCAAUCGUUUUAGGGAAAUCCCUUUCGGCUUGAAAUACGCCUCCGUGAAUGAGAAGUAUGAUGCCAUUGUUCGGUACGUAUAUACGCUUCCCCAAAGUGCCGAUGAAAUAAUGUUGGCUCAUGGCUCCAAGGCUGAUUCUUUCUUCGACUUUGUCAUUGUGUGUGAAGGUGUGUAUCAGAAGAACGAGAGAGCGAACCGCGGGAAUCCUCCCCAGGGGGGUAAUGAACAGGGGGGCAGGUCGACAUGGGGUGUGGAUGGCUUGCAGAAAGUGGCUUUUAAACUGGGGGGCGCAGUGGCGGCCGUGGGGGCAGCGGGAUCGGAUCGAGUGCAUGGGGAGUUAGAGGAGGAGACGGACGAAAUGACGGAGGAAGAAGCGGAGGAAGAAGCGGAGGAAGAGGAGGAAGAUGAAGAAGAUGAAGAAGAAGAGGAGGAGGAGGAGGAAGAGGAAGAAGAGGCGGACGAAUUAGCUGACGAAUUAGCUGACGAAUUAGCUGACGAAUCAGCGGACGAAUCAGCAGACGAAUCGGCGGACGAAUCAGCGGACGAGUCACCGGAGGGAGUCACGGAAGAACCGGGGGGUGACACUGCGGAUGGCCAAAUCGACCAUCACAGCAACGCGGAGGAUCCCCUGGGAGAAAGCCGCAGCGCCAGUUCGCACAUAAAUAAGCCUUCACAGUGGCCGCUGCUGAAAGACAGUUUGAGCAAAGAUAGCGUUACUGGCGAUGUUCAUCCCGGCGGAAUGACAAUCGAAUGCGCGGAGAGAGACCCCCCGAGGAGGGAAGAAGAUGAUUCCAAAAAAGUGACCCCCAGUAGUGACGAAAACGUAACAGAUUUGAAGCCAAAUCUGAGUUCCGCGUCCACGUUAGACAUGGAAGACUCAUCGUACGAGUCGUAUUAUUCCUCGUCCAGCCACACCACCAGCGAUUUUAGCAAUUUAUCCGAGUGCCUAAUAGAUGAGUGUUCCGAGUGCGAAAAUACAAACCUGUGCUUUGAGGGAAGCAACCUUAUAAACUUUAACUCAGCUUACCGGUUCUUGAAGUAUGAGGGGUCCAAGCUGUACGUAAACAACUGCAGCGUCAGCGUAAAGAGGAAUGGGGAAGGGCGCCUCUCCAAGUAUUAUUUAAAGCGGAGGGUUGGCCAUCCAAGGAGGCAGGGCGGUUACGAUUGCGGUUACGAGGGCGGUUACGAUUGCGGUUACGAUUGCGGUAAUGGACAAAAUGGGCGCACGCAAAUUGUCGCGCUAAGCAUCAACGAUUUUGAAAGUAGUUCGGCGCAGCUCAGCAAGAAGAAAGGGCCACUCUGGGAUGAAGAAGCGUACUCACCGUUGUGGACGACGAACGGGGAAAAAGACACGCCGCCCAACUGGAAGGAAAAAUCAGGUAAAGACAAAAUGGUCAUCACAUCGAAGUGGUUACAUAAAGUUCUGCUGCAACAGAAUUGCUACCUGAAUGAGGAGAAGAGGAACAAGUUGGAGAUGCUUUUGAAGGGAAAGAGCACAAUGGAGGGGGAGCCGCAAACGCAGCAGCAAACGCAGCAACAAACGCAGCAGCGGGAAAAGGAAGAAACGGAUGACACGAAUGAGGAAACGAACAAAGGAACGAAAAAAGAAAAAAAGAAAAAAAAACACGCCCAGCAGGACAAACCCAUCAAACAACAAAUCGAAUAUUUGAAUGUACUCAGAAGAGGCGAAAAAAACGAAGCAGAAAAAAAUAGUGCAGUUCAGAAGGAUCGCUUCUUUAACACAUUUUUAAGGUAUUACUAUUCCACUAUCGAGGAAGGCAAAGGUGAGAAAAAAAAAAAAAAAAAAAAAAAAAACCUCACAGGGGAGGAGGACCAGGGCAACCAAAUGAAGAAGAAAUAUUAUGACCAUAACGUCAGCGCACUUGUACAAUACAAAGCAGAAGAAGUAAGAAACAGUCUUUACAAUGAUAAAAAUGCUAAUUAUAUCUUCAAAAAUUUACCUAACAGUGUGAUUACGAGAAAGUUUUGCAAUCAUGUAAGAAUGAGUCCUUCCUAUGAUGAAUCAAAUCGAAUGAACGAAGUGCUGUGGACCUUUUCAAAUGUGACAUUCUAUUCUGCGGACUGGUAUGAUAUUAUGUACAAAUUAUUUUUCGAAUUGUCCUCCAGAUUUUACGAAAUUAUUAUAAAGCACCACAAGCAUAACAUCCCAAGUGUGAAAUUUUCACCAGACGAUAAUUUCCUUUUGUCCUGCUCGGUGGACAAAUCCCUGGUCCUUUGGAACCCUUUCAAUGUGAAGAAUUACGACUUAGAUAGGAACUAUAACAUAUAUGACCAUGUGUUUCCGCCUAGGGAGGAUAGGAAAAGCAGGGAGCGGCAUCGAAACAUGAGCAUGGUUAGCGCAAACGUGAGGAGAAACUACAAAACGCAGAACAGUCACAACCGCAUGUCACUCAGCCUACUGGCCAACGCAACAGUCGAAAUAAACUACGGAGGGAAAAGAAACGCCUUCGAAAAAGCGUUUCAUGAAAGUAAAUUGUACAAAGCGAUCAGGGAAAAGGAGCUAUUAUCAAAUAUGAAAAAAAAUAACAUUCUGUGCAAACAGGAAAUGAAACAUAUGGGAUGGAGUUGUGACUUCCUUUUGAAGAAAAAUAUUUCCAAAUGUGAUAUUUUUGCGGAUUUAUUUUACAAAGAAAAUUUUUUCGUAGGACAGAGACCCAGUUUUAAUUAUUGUGUUUAUUUCCCCUCUGGGAAUGUUCUUAUGGAUAAUUUUUGCCCCUUUUUUCAAAAGUAUUCUUUUUUCCAACUAUUUAGUUCUUCCUUUUUAAGUGCCAAGGGGAACACAGAAGGGGGUAGUGUACACUUCCUACGCUCUUACCUCUAUAAGAUGAAUAUGAAAAGAGCGGAGUACGUCCAACCAGAUAACAUCCAAACCAUUUUCGAAAUAAUGACGGACAGGAAUUUUAAAAGAACGUCCUUUUCGAAGAAAAAAAUUAAGCAAAUAUAUUCCACCAUGAAAUAUGUGUGUAAGCAUUUGCUAAAAUCUUACAUUGUUGUUUAUCCGCUGAGGUAUGAGGAGAGAAUCUGCGACCUGGAAAGUGUCAAAUUGACAAGGCAGCGCUUAACUCGGGAUGUAUGCGUUUUGACCGACUAUGAAUACGGGCAUUAUGCUAAUAUGAUCACCUCCACGUGGAAUGACGAACGGGCAACCCCCGGGUGGACGGAAGAUCUCUACAUUAAGCCAUCCCGUACAAAGCAAGACAAGACGAAAAAAAAAUGUUACACACGUAGGCAGAACAAAAGAAGGAAUAAAAAACAGAAAGGAAAAUCUUCGCUCAUUGAAUCCGAAUCGAACAACGAAUCGUAUGACAGCUGGGAAACGGACGAACAUUCUUCCUCCUCCUGCGUAGAACCGGAUAAAAAUAGCUGGAAGGGUGCAAACGCAGGUGAUUACGAUGUGGAGGAGGAAAGCGACGGCGAUGAUGAUGAUGAUCCUCAUCAGGAUGAUGACGAGCUCGAUGCGGAUUACCAAAAAAGGAAGAAACACGAAAAAUCCUUGUUUUAUAAAUACAUACGUGGUAUAAGGAACGAUUUUAGCUUCCACUUUUUAUCGGGAAAAAGAAAAAACUGUGAAGAUAAUCCCAAGAAGUGGAUCCCACUUUUUGAAAAGCUAAUUCAUCAGUACGCAGAUUUGAAGUUCUGCAAAAAUAUGUACAGACACGUCAAAUGUAAAGUCCUAUCUGACUGCAUCGCCAAGUUCGAGGCGUCCAAGCCAAAGCUGUAUUUCAAUUUUCACAUUACCGCAAAUUAUCAGGAGUCGAAAAUUCUGAGUGAACUUUUGCAGAACUACGCUGUGUACUUCGGAUCCGUGGGAGCAGCAGGCAGAGGGCACUUCUCCGUUGGCGGUGGAAGUGGCACAAUUGGCGAAAUGAAUCAGCAUUUCCAGGCCUACUUAACGUUAAUCAAGAGGAAGGGCACGCAACGUGGGGGCAACGGGAAGAAGCAAGGGGAGACGGAGGAGGACGACCCUCCAGAAGUGCACUCCAAAAAUGUCGGGUAUACAAUUAUACUGAAAAACAACGUUUCGAAUUUUCACAAUGUGAUAAAUAACAUAGUGAACAUUUCUCACAGCAACAGGAUUAUCAACCAUCACAAGUACUUUCGCGAAAAUGAUAUGUACAAGGGCGAUCGGGGGGGUGCCUUCCACAGGGAGAAGCGCGACCAGAAGAAAGAACAUACGAAAGAACAGAAGAAAAGCCCCCUUGAAAACCUCUUCGACGAUUUAACAAAUGACAGCACCCAUUUCUGCUCCUCCGAUUCGCUCAACUCCGAUGCGAAUUGUGGGAAGGGGAAAAGGCCGAAAUCGAGCCGACUUAAAAUGAACAAAAAUGAACGAGGCGGAGAUGGGAAUGGCCCCUCCACGAGGAAGGACCUGGAGGACGUGCUCCGGAGGGAAGACAGAGUGUACAACAUAUGCUUCCUGCACUCCAGAAAUGACAACUAUAAGAUAAAAUAUUUUGAAAAUAUAAAUGUUUUGCAGAAUAUGUACAGAUACUGUGGGAGGGGGUUACUCGUGGUGAACGUAAAGUACGUGACGGAUGAGGCAAGCUGCAACGGGGGAAGCAUCAUAUUCCAGACGGACAUACACAUUUGCAGUGAGAAGAAGCCCCAAAAGAGGAACCAAAACGAACCAAAAAAAAAAGUACAUUGCAAGAAGGCAAAAACGAUCAUUUUUAUCAUACGCGUCAAUUUACACGAGCUGAGAAAUUACCAAAUGAGGAAAAUAAUUUUCGAAGAAAAAUAUGUCAAGAGUACAUUUUACAUUAACCUCAAGGUGGCCAAAAUAUUUUACCAAAUGGCUCUGAAAAACUGUAAAUUAUUACACAAAACGGAAAAUGAGGAACAUGAUAAAAAAGUGAAUGCAGAGAAAAAAAGAAUUUUGAAAUCAUUUUAUGUGAAGGAGAGGUAUUCCUUCCUUGUGUACUUGACAAAAAAUUUAUUUCAAAAAAGAAAAAAAUAUCCUUUAACUCCCAGGCGUAUAUGCAAAUACAUUGUGUGGAUAAGAAAUAUCAUUUUGGACACCCGUCUAUUUGACCAUUAUGAGAAUUGCAAUAGUGAUUUGCCACAGGUACAGUCAGACUAUCGUUUUCUGUACUCGCUGAAUUUGGACCUUCCGAAUACGACAACAUUAUUCAAGCUGUUUUUCCUCCUGUUACCAAAAGGAAAAAGAGACACAGUUAUUCUGAACAUAUCCAUGAUAAGAUUUUUGUACUCUCACUUGAGUAGGGGGUGGAAGAAGAAAGGCAUACAUUUCACCUAUGGUGAAAAGAGCGUAAGAAAGGGGGGAAAAAAAAAAAAAAAAAAAGCAUGCGAGUGUGUGAAAACCCCCAAAGCAACGUUUGACUCAGUGGUCGAUAGGGAAGAAAAAAAACAACUCAGUAAUUACGUAGUAAUAUCUGCAGAUAAAUAUAAACUAUAUUUAUCAAAAAUUAAAUUCACAAAAAUUACCAAGAAUUUUUUCACCACAAGAUUUGUGCCCAUACUGGAAUUAAGCAAACCAGUCGAACCAAAAUUGCCAGCCGCAUACAAGUCCUCUCGAAUUAAUUUAUUGAAAAUCAUUUAUGACAAGUCGUGUAUUCUGCUGGCCAACCAGUACAGCAAUCUCAUCUUUGUCUACUUUGCGCACAAGUGUGUUUACACAAAUUCGUACCUCCUCAUCCCCUACUUUACCAUUCCGCUGUAUACGGAACGCAUAGGGAGGGCGCUUAUCCCGAAUUUCAGCAAGGACGCCUGCAUCGGAGACAAGAAACGCCUUGUGAACAACAUAAAUUACAACUUUCGAAAAAUCCUGGCCGAUAAUUACGCAGACAUGGACGAGGAGCUGAACUUUUUCAUCGCGGGCUUCGAUGUCAUCUACGUAAAAGGAAAAAAUAACAAUUUCGAGUUAACCGUCUUUGCAAUUUUGCUCAACAAUAUUUUAUUUUGCUACAAACUGAAUUUCCAGUACUAUUAA